AUGGCGAUGGCGAUGGCGAUGGCGACGGCGACGGCGACGCGCGCGAGGGCGCUGGAGACGGACGCGGUGAUGAGGGCGAUCGACGAACGGGCGUUCGCGACGGAGGAGGGCGCGAGGCUGGCGUUCACGCACGACGUGGACGCCGAGCGGCGAGCGAUCGACGCGAGCGGCGCGGGCGUGGACAGCGAUGGGAAAGGGAACCCGGGAAUGAUUUACGCGCGCGUGUUCGACGGGAACGGCGCGUCGGGGUUUCGGUUGGGCGGGGAGGACGCGCUGUGCGUCGCGCUGAGAGCGCCGCCCGAGGCGAGGUAUUUCUCCUUCGCGCCGUACGUGUACAGGCGGGGCGCGCGCGUGGUGUCGGCGCAGGCGGGACAUUCGAUCAAUAACGCGAACGCGAAGCGCGACGGUGAUGUGUUGAUCUUCGUGGCGACGCACUCGCGCGAGACGUUCGAGGCGAUGAGGACGGCGUUCGGCGACGCGGGAUACGACGAGGGCGCGGUGAAUUUAGUGCCGCUCUUUGACGAUGUGCGCUACGGCGGCGGGUUCGGAGAUUUCGGAGAUUUGCUCUCGAUUUCGUUUCGCGUCGCGUUUUGGCCGUCGCGUUUGAACGCGACCGGCGAGGACGCCCUCGGUGAGUGGUCGCGAUUGGAAUGGCCGGCGUUUUUCGCUCGGCGCGCGAGCUCCGGCGCCGCGCGCGGCGGGUCGACGGUUUCGCAAGCGUUACCGACGCCGACGCUGAAUCUCACCGUCGAGGUCGAUAAACAGCAUGAAUCAUCGACGAUCGUGGCGCCGGUUGUGGUCGUUGAUGGCGCCGCGCGCGUCGGGUCGACGACGCUCGUCGUCAUGCCCGUCGACCACGCGCGAUGCAGGCGAGACCCGUUCUACUCGCCCUGGUCCACCGCCGGCGUCAGCGUACGCUCGGCGUGUUUCGGCGCGACGACCGACGCGUUGUACUCGAUCUCUCGAGACUUCAUGCGCGUCGCGUCGCUUCGUCAAUUUCUCAUCGUCGUCAGAGGUCGCGACGUCGUCUCUCGCGGACGCGCCGCGUUCACCACCAUCGCUUUAUACGCGACGGGCGGGCCGAUAUCAUCCUUCGCGAGCGCGCGAGACGUCCGCGUUCUCGCCGCCGUCGACGACCGCGCCUUCAUCGUGGACGAGCGUUCAUCGCUCUUCGCCGUCGCCUUCGGCUCUUCGCUCGCCGCGUGCGCGCGCGUCGCCGUUCCCUGCGUCGUCGCCGCUUCGCCUCCCGCGCGUUCGACGUUAUUCGUCGUGUGUCGCGACUACUUGAAUCCUCGCACCGCCACCGCGCCGGCGAGCAGACCCGCGCUCGUCGUCGACGCCUUCGCGUUGUGA
Molecule: messenger RNA, 1353 nt
Organism: Ostreococcus lucimarinus CCE9901
Lineage: Eukaryota; Viridiplantae; Chlorophyta; Mamiellophyceae; Mamiellales; Bathycoccaceae
Exons: 1
Coding region: 1-1353 (450 amino acids)
Source: RefSeq, a predicted model, not a curated record